Diachasma alloeum is the source of this 2135-nucleotide messenger RNA. It is a transcript of the gene IFT57, whose product is annotated as intraflagellar transport protein 57 homolog. Bases 738 to 1964 code for a protein of 408 amino acids. The record is from RefSeq and is a predicted model, not a curated record. Gene Ontology annotation, cellular component: Golgi apparatus; cilium; intraciliary transport particle B. Gene Ontology annotation, biological process: intraciliary transport; non-motile cilium assembly. The transcript has 5 exons. Lineage: Eukaryota; Metazoa; Arthropoda; Insecta; Hymenoptera; Braconidae.
ACUGCUCCAACCUCUGAAGUAAUCAACUCCUCAUCAACAAAACUCCGAUAGAAAUUCAACAAAUCCGAAGUAAUUCCCAUCGAAUAAUCACGAAUGAACACUUAGCUGUUAAUAAAAGGAUACGAAGUAGACCAGAACAAACAGCACAGCUCCAGUAUCAAGGAGAGCUGCGGCAAACAACAACGGCUCCGAAAACAAGCCCAUUUUAUUUCAACUGAACCAAACGUAAAUAAUCACUAAAUAAUCACAGGAAAGUCCUCAGUCACACGGUCUGCACUCGCGGUAUUGUUUCACAUAAUUAAAAUUCACUCUCAUUGUUUAUAAAUCCGAAAAAACGUGGGGAACAGAACGAAAAAGUGCCGACAGUACCGACUGGACUGUCAGAGAGAUGAGUUGGUGUGGUGCCAACUGCGUCGUCAAUUUUCCCUAGGGUUCAUCAAUAAUGUCCCUAUCACAACAAUAUUCAACAUCAAAUUCAUUUGUGAUUGAUGCAUAAGUAAUUAAUAAUCAAGAAAAGAAUCUCAAAAUUUUCUCCAGAAUUUUCAAUCAGUGCAAUUGAUGUUUUUCUCACUCAAUUCUCGAAUUUUCAAUCAUGAAAAUAAGACGUGUCAUGUGCCACCUGCUGCGUAUGAUGUUUGUGUACUUCUAAGUUGCUGUGAUAAUCGAUAUCAUUGAAGAAUAACUUGUUAAACAGAAAUCGUGACUCAGGGAGUAGUAAAAUAGUUUGGGGUGUUGGAAUGUUUCGAGAGUCAGCGAAAAUUGUUGUCGACGAUGGACAGGCACCAUCGGCUCCAUUUGUUGUUAAUGUUUGGAUGGAGGACUUUCUGGAGAAGCUUAAGGUCCUUAAUUAUGAUACUGAAUUUGUCCAGGAGCUGAAGAUGAAGCCGAUCAAUAGGCAUUAUUUCGUCAUCCCAACGAACCCAGGAGAGCAGUUCUACAUGUUCACGACCCUGGCAGCCUGGUUAAUAAGAAAAUCGGGGAAGAAUUUCGAGUAUCCUCAGGAGUCUGAUGACCCGAAUUCAACGAUAGCAUUGAUCCUGGACUACUUGAGGGGGACAGGUGUGCCCGUUGAGUUUCCCCCCAAUAAAUUGAAGCAGGGGGUGGGCGAGCACGCUAUCUACGUGCUAGACCAUCUGGCUGAUCAGGCGAUCAAGGUCUCUGGUUUCAAAUGGAAGAAAGCUGAGAUUCCACCGGAUGAUCCCAACCAGGAGCCAGAGAUCGAGGAGGACGAGGCUGAACUGAUCCUCGAGAAAGUGGAGGAAGAGAUGAUGGCGGAGUACGAUGAGGAGGAUGAUGAUGUUCUCCAUAUCGAUGAUAUCACGAAACUUUAUGGAGCGGCUAUGGAUGAUGUUCAGAAGCCGGAAAAUAUUUUAGAGUCUCAGACCGAUACAGAAGAGUGGAAAAUGGAGCUGGAACGAGUUCUUCCUCAAUUGAAAGUUACGAUUAAAACAGAUUCUCGAGAUUGGCGUGCCCACCUGGAGCAAAUGAAGCAAUUACGAGCCAACAUAUCCACAGGACUGAAUGGCACCAAAAGCCAACUAGAUAAAUUGCAAUCGGACAUUGGGAACACUUUAGAUAAAAUAAGAAUGCGGGAAAUGUACCUGAAUAGACAAUUGGAGCCAACGUUGAACGAAUUUCGAGUACUUCAAGAAGAACUAUCGAAAGUUAAAGAGCAUUACAGAGAAGUCAGUGGUGGUGUAACCGAGAGAACUCGAACUUUGAACAAAUUAACUGAGGAAUUGGAGCAAGUGAAGAAGGAAAUGGACGAGCGAGGGUCCAGUAUGACCGAUGGAACGCCCUUGGUAAAUAUAAAGAAGAGUAUAACGAAAAUGAAGGCCGAAAUUUCGGAGAUGAGUGUUAGAAUUGGGGUUUUGGAGUACAGUUUAAUGUGCGCAAGAAUUCGGGAUAGAACGCAACUGCAAGAGGACAUGAACAGUAGUAAUUCCAGUUUAUUAAUUAAAUGAAUUGAUGAAUUAUAAAGAAAAUACAAAAAUCAUGUGAAUGCAUGCGUCCACAGUGUGAUAACAAUAGAAUAAAUGUAAAAUGAAUUGUUGUAAUUCUUUAAAGAGAAGUAUUACCGUAUUCUAGUCAAAUAAUCCAAUAAUUUCCGACGACAGAAAAUGUAAAUCAUUACA